UCUAUACAGAAUCAUCUGACGGAAUUCCAUAUCAUCUCUCAGUAUUCUAGCUGUAUAUAAUGUCCCCUUACACUGUUAUUAUCGAAAUUUUCCAAGCCGGUGCAUUGUUCCAUAGAUAUUACACUUAUCAAUCAGAGAAUGAUGAAAUGCAUUUUAAAUACUUCAAUCGACUUCUAACAGGAAAAGGGAAUUCGCCAUGUAUAUUUCUUCUCUGUCACCCAAUCCCUAUGCUUCCGCUAAUCCUGCAUCAGCCGAAAUGGCGACCGCAUUGAAACAGGGCAUGGUCGUCAGGAGUGACGAUGUCUACGACUACGUUAAUCCAUUUGGAGACCGCCGCGGGAACGCCUUUUACAGUGUCUGGACUUUUGAACUUGAUCACGAUGUACUUGUCCUGACGACAAAAGAAGGACGUAGCUCAGCGCCUCUCCAGCUUUGUCGUGAUGGAUUGCUUAGUCCAGCAGCCUUCAACGUGUUACAACCUCAUACGCCUACGCCGUGCCCAACGACAAAUACACCAGGGCCACGUUGGAAGCCGGAGAUAAGCCCAUGCCCACGCAAGGGAGCCUUUCUGGGCCGAUUACUGCGUGACUUUGGCUACGCGUGGCGCCAUGUUUUGCGAUGGCCAAUGAAUAGUGUCACCGUGAGGCGACUCGCAUAUGCAACUAUUUGGAUCGCGACGAUAAAUUUUCACUUAACAGACCGGAUCGGAUUUGAGCACGUUAAUAUAUGUGGACCCCAUAUCAAGGUGACAGAUUUGCCCAAAUGGGAGGUUCCUAUCUCGCCUGUGGUUCAAAUCGGGCCAUUGUCUUGGGCUGCCUUUGGGCAAAAUGUCUCGGAAGGCAUGGAAGUGGUACAAAAUCAUCUCAACAGCACCGUCAUAGACCGAGGCCAGGAGCCUAUAGUGUAUACCAUUUUGACUCUGGGGCAAGUUUUCCUUUGCAGAGCCCAAGGCCAACAGGUACAGUGGACAAGAGCCGAGACGCUCUUCCACGACUCUAUUACUACAUCUGAUGCUGCUAUCAAUAUGAUUCUCUGGGCAAUAGAUUCGACUACUCGAGAUCCACUACCGACAAGACUUCAUAAUCUACCCAUCGAGAUCCAGGAUACAAUUCUUUACUAUGCAACCGUCAGUCCCGUUGCAUCUGCCAAACUAGGGUGCGAACUCGAUCUGGGGUCUCCAUUCCUGUGGCUUGAUCAAGGGGGGGAAAUAGUCAUACAAUCAAAUAAGAGACAUCGGUACGAAAGCUCUCCAGUGGAAUCUCAAAUCUUCUUUGAUGGUGUAAUGAGUGGUCUAUCUUACAAACGGGGUGGGGUCAUGUAAUAGUAUGUAUAUAUUUCCUUGAUGAUGUCGUGAACCAGACGGGCUAUUUUCGACUUUGCAACCGAUAGUACUAAGAUUGAAGACGUCUAAACGAAUAAACGAAUUUCAAGUGUUAUAUAAAAUAAAUCAAUUUCUCUGCGAGAACAAAAAGAAAUUGGUGUGUCUUUAGAUAUUUGGCCCGUUCAACAAUUUCGGCCGCAUUGUUUCUUAUGUGUAGCCGCUCACUCAGCGGCACCAAGUUUGGCGCUUUCCAGUCGCAAAACUGGAUUUCCAUCCAAUCUGUACCAUUGCGUUUACCAGAUCGCUCUCGUUAUUGGUGUUUUCGCAGUAACUACUGCAUUUCUCCAGCGCUGCGGCCCAAGACAUACCAUGUCGCUGAACCUCCGCCAUCAUGAUGAAAUGGAAUGAGAAUAGAAGCUGAUAUUCUAUUGUUCGCGGUCACGGAUGGUUCGAAUACCGCGCCUUUGUAUUUCGCUGGUAAAAUGAAGCUCACAAUGACGCGUUAGCACGGGUUUGAUAGUAAAGGAUCCUUGAGAGUGGGUAGCUAUGGCCUCUGUAUAACAAGGUACACAAAGUUUCUUUACAAAUCAAAUGUGCCAUAUAAAUAUUAAUAAAAGAAGUUUGUUUGUAUAUAAAGCAUAAAAUAAAUAAAGUUUAUG
Messenger RNA from [Torrubiella] hemipterigena, 1980 nucleotides. The record is from the annotation of a GenBank genome assembly. Lineage: Eukaryota; Fungi; Ascomycota; Sordariomycetes; Hypocreales; Clavicipitaceae.